Molecule: messenger RNA, 4703 nt
Organism: Ruditapes philippinarum (Manila clam)
Lineage: Eukaryota; Metazoa; Mollusca; Bivalvia; Venerida; Veneridae
Product: ras-related protein Rab-22A-like
Exons: 7
Coding region: 148-801 (217 amino acids)
Molecular function (GO): GTPase activity; GTP binding
Source: RefSeq, a predicted model, not a curated record
UAGUUUCGAAGUGUCACGUGAUAACAAAAUGGUGGAUAAACUAACUUCCGUGUUACGCUCCAAAUCAUAAACUUUGUAAAUAUCUUUGAAUUGCGCACAAAAAUUUAUGUAUUCACAACUAAACAAAGAAUAGAAUAAUAGGCUAUCAUGAAAUCAUUAGAAGCGAAAGUUGUUGUACUCGGAUCUCAAGGUGUUGGUAAAACAAGUGUUGUAAUCAGGUAUGUUGGUGGAAUGUUUAGUAAAGCUGUGAGUCCAACAAUUGGGGCCUCAUUCUUUACCUAUAAACUAAAUGUGGACAAUUAUAGAGUAAAACUUCAAGUAUGGGACACGGCUGGCCAAGAAAGGUUUCGCUCAAUGGCCCCAAUGUACUACAGAAAAGCAAAUGCUGCCAUGUUGAUAUAUGAUAUUACAUCUUCAGAUACAUUUUAUGAUAUUAAAGACUGGGUCAGUGAACUAAAAAGGAAUGUUGACACACCUAUAAUAACAUGUCUGGUUGGUAACAAGUGUGAUCUACAGGAUGGUAGACAGGUGAAGGAGGAAGAUGCCAAAGAUUAUGCUGAUUCUAUAGAUUCUCUAUUCUACGAAACAUCUGCCUUGAAAAAUACAGGGAUUGAGGAAGCUUUCUUAGAGGUAGCUAAAAGACUGAUCAAAUUAUAUGAAACCUCGCCAGGGUCGGGACUACAGUCUCACAGUCCGGAAAAUUCUCCAGAGAAAAAUGAUGAAAGGAUUCAUAUAGAACCGCCUUCUAGACACAAAGGACCGCCUCCCAGUGAACAAAACCAGUCCAAAUGUGCCUGCUAGUGUAGUUAAACUCCACAUUAGUGAAACCAGUCUAAUUUUUUUAGUGUUUGCAUAUCUGCUUGUGUAUAUGGGACCCAAAAGGUCACAUGGAUCAACUAGUCUAAAGUUUAGGAAAAACAAGAUAUUUGAUUGGUUGAUUUUGAAAAGAGAUUUUAAAUUAACCAAUGGCUGAAGCUCAUUUCACCAGACUGUUUCAUAUUUAUAUAUCAUUAAGUUUGGUCAUUAAGAAAUUUUGUCAUUAAGACAUUGUUUUAGUUACUUUUUUAACCAUAUUCACAAUUAUAUAGGCACUAUAAAUAUUCGUAAAUUAGGUUUUACAUGCUACACUGUCUGGGAAUAAUAAUUGAGUGUCUUGCCAUUAAUAUUGAGUGUCUGGUAUUAGUGUUUGGCAAUUGAUAUCAAGUGUUUGGUAUAUAUAUCAAGAGUUAUGCAAUUGAAAAUGAUAAAAUUCAUCAUUUAUUAGGGGAAAUUCAAAAUAAUAAGUGCUCAUUAAAUAGCGCACACAGCAGACCAAAGUUCUGACUAAAUUGCAAACACAGCAGACCAUGUUACAUGACCUUGGUCUACAUUGGUGUUGCAAAGGUAGAUAUUGCAGCCACCAAGUAGGUUAAGGGUUAAUUGAUCUUGCAAGUUCAUGUGCCUUUUCGAGAAUGUCUUUUAGUGAGCAUGUGGGUGAAUGUGGGUGAAUGUGUGUGUGUGUGUGUGUGUGUGGGUGAAUGUGUGUAAAUUGUAAUAAUGUUUUUUUUUGUGUGUUUAAGCAUUGUAGUUUUAAUGUUCAAAGUGUGUUGUUUAGAUUAGUUAUAAAGAUAUUGUUAAAGUAAAAGUAAUUGUACAUGUUAUUGUUAGUGUUAUUUAUAUUUUUGAUAGAUUAUUUUGCUGCUCAUCUCGUGCAAGUACAUGUAUGUGUAUAUAAGCUGCAAUGUACAUAUAAGCUAAAGACACUAUACAUGUAUAUAGGUGAGAAAUAUAAUGAAUAUUUAUUUUUAGAAACAUUUUGAAAUUUGAUCAGUCAAAAUAUUAUUUUGUGUUCAUUAGUGAUAAAGUCAGCAUUUAUUUUUUUUCCAGUUUAAAAUGUAACAUAUCUAGUAGAUACCAAUCUAUAAAAUAUUCUCUCUGAUUUAAAAAAAACACUGAUCUCCGCUGUAGAUUUAAACACUGCCAGGGAUAUUAAAUUUGUGUCUUUUGAGGUUACAGAACAGACCUUAGAUUGAGACUAUAUUGUCUAUUUGCAAAUAAACAGAACAUAAAAACACACAUGUUACAAAUGUUAAAGGGACAGUUAAGCCCCAGAAAUGCUUUUAUUGUCAAAAGCGUUAUAUUCUUUGUAUCCUGUUAUAGAUUGAAAAAAAAGUUACUCUUUGGCCAAUUACCUGAAUCAGCACUUAAUUACUUCUGUUGCUUUUCUAGCAAUAAGUGAAAGUUAUUAUGAUUUAGUAUUUUGCAUUGAAAUCAAAAUACUACUUUGUUUACAUUUUGCUUCUUUUAUGACACAUUAUAUCAUAUUCAUCACAAUUUUUUUAAUUGGUAAUAAGCAUCUAAAAUACACUUAUGCCAGUAUGUUAACAUUACUGGUGGGCUCAUUUUUGCUCUUUCAAAAGAAGGGAUUUUUUUUUUUCUGAGACUUAGUGUGCCUUUAACAUAAUCUUACAUUAUCUGAAAUUUAUACAAAGCUACAGUUUAAUAGUACAUGUAUUUAUAAUGCAGCUUGUUCUUGUACGGUUAUCAUAUUGACCUACUUUAUGAUUUUAAAAAUAUUGUAUUAAAGGAAUAAAUUUUUGGAAUAUUAACAUAACGAUUUAAUAAGAAAAAUAAUAAAAAAACUGCAUUCUUGCAUUAAAAACUGAUGAAUCCCUCAGGAUUUAUAUAAUCUUUUGUCCUGUGGAAUCAGGCUUUAAUGUGUCUUUAUGCUUCUGCAAAAAAAGAGGCAUUGACCCUUUAUUCUGUCUACAAAUAUGAAGUGCCAUAACAUAUGAUAACAAAAAGUGUUGAAUUGUUCUUCUUCCAUUUUAAAUUACCUGCCAUGCAAAUUAUUUAAGGGACUCCACUGAGGUUUUUUGGCAUCAUGAGACUGAAUAUAUUUUUUAUUAAUAUUCCCUCUCAUGGGUCUUGAUAUACCAAUUAAUUAUAGCUUGUGUAAGAUUUUAAGAUUAUUUGCUCACUCCAUUUUUUCAGACUAAUUAUUCUAAUUGUGAAAAAUGACCCAAAAAUUCCCUCAAGCCAGGCUUAAAACAGCACAAAAAUAUGAAUGUUAAUUCAUUUUGAGUACUAUGUCUAUUUCUUAAUUAUCUUUUGUAUAUCCUUCCUGCUUUAAGUGCCCAACUGAUCUAUGUAAGAAAUUCAAUUUUUAUGUUUUUACACUUUUUGACAUCAGCUAUUAGAGUUCCUUUAAUAUAUCAUCCUUAUAUAUAUGCGAUAUGCUUCUGUUAAAUUAUUGAUAUUAUUUUCAAGUAUUCCAGUGAAAUUAUUGUAUAUUGUUUGACUAUUAGAUAUUCAAGAGAUUUUUUUUUGUCUUCAACUUUUGUUUCCAUAUUCAGUACACAAUUAUCAGCACUUUUCUAUGGUGGCUGAUUUGGUAUGCCUUUUGUGUUGUCAGACUUUCGUCUUGUCAUCCUGUCGCUAGCGUUUGGCGCUUUGUCGUGUUGUCGCUAGCCCCAACCCAACUAGAUGCACAAAAGCGUACCAAAUCAGCCACCAUACUUUUCUGUCCUGAAUAAACUAGCUACCCUGACCUACUGAAUAAAAAAAAUAUCUUGUUAUUUGACAGCACAUGCCAGUUAAUAUAACAGCAUUACUAAACUUCCCUGACCUUAUAAAAAAAAUUAUCUUGUUAUUAAAUGACAGCACAUGCCAGUUAAACAAUAGCAUUACUUUUUAUUUGCAUAGGGAACUUAUUCUUUCUGAGCAAUGUUACGUGUUUGUACGAUAUUCAAAGAAAUACUGUGAUGUAAGCAAAGGUUGUGAGAUUUAAUCAGGGUUUUGUAUAGAUUUCUGUGAUUUUAUUUUUCCUCUCUCUCCCUCUCUCUUCACCUUAGUUCAAAUAACUGACGAGCAUUUCACUAACAUUCCAUCAGUUUUGCGUGUCUUUUUAUGUAAAUUUAGACUUGCGCAACACGUAAAUUUACGUUAGUUGCAUUUCACUAAAUAGAAUGUGCAAUUUACGCCAGUAAUAAAUGAGCGUAACAUAACGUUUAAACUUAUGCAAAUACGUGGCUAAGAAAGUUUAGUGAAGCCCAAAUAAAUACAAAGUUCUGCUUACGCAAAAAGUUACUAUCAAACUGGAGUUUGGUUAAGCAAGUAUGUUAGUGAAACGCAACCCUGGUUAGCAGUAGUAAAGAUAUGUCGUCAAAUGAAAGAUGUUAUAAUUUUUGAACCACGCUGUAGUUUAUAGAAAGAUUAAAUGAUUGGUGUAUUGUACAAUGUACGUAGAGAAUAUUGAUUGAGUGUAGGUUCAAUACUGAAUUUACUGAACAAGUUGAAUAAAAUUAUAUAAUGUGAGCCUCUGGCGAGCAUAUUAUUUUAUUCAGCAAUUUCACUAAAUUUAGUAAUGAAUCUACUCAAAUAUAUUAUUCUAUUUAUCAUAUACCAAAAAUUAAAACUGUUCGAAGUGGAAAAUAAUAUAUUUUAUUUAAAACUUCAAUAAAUUCAAUUUUAAACUUGCACUCAUUCAAUAUCCUCUUAUUUGUUGCAAGGUGAAAUAAUUGGUAUACCAUACUGUACUUUAUGUAGACAUUUUCGUUAAUGAUAUUGUAUCAAAACUUCAUCAAAUGUUUUGGGCUAUCCACAAGUAUACCAGUUGCUAUUGCCAUGUAUAUUUAUAAUUUCAUAUUCUAUUUUGUUUUUCUUAUUUGUAUUUUCUGGUACAGGGUGUAUUAUUUUCAUAGGUCUAACACAAGGAAUACAUA